This is a messenger RNA of Cinara cedri, 1842 nucleotides long. NCBI's taxonomy places the organism in Eukaryota, Metazoa, Arthropoda, Insecta, Hemiptera, Aphididae. The record is from the annotation of a GenBank genome assembly.
AUGUCACUUCAUAUUACACCUAGUCAGUUGAAAAUUGAAAACUGGGGCAAUUUCUUCAUGCAACGCCUUAACAACUUAGCCAAAAAAGAUGAAUAUUGCGAUUACACCAUUCGUUCACAUUCAAAUGAAUCGUUUAAAGUUCACCGAGUUGUAUUGAAUACAUGUUCAGAUUAUUUUGUUUCUCAUCCAAAUAAUGAUACAUCAAUGAUAAUGCCUGCCCAUUUAGAUUUCAAUGCUGUAAAGAGUGUUAUUAUGUUCAUGUAUACUGGACAACUUCACCAUACCGAAGACACUCGUAUGAGUUUACUUGAAGUAGCAGACAUGUUACAGGUUACUGUUUUACUUAAACUUCUAGAGUCACAGCCUAGUACAAGAAAAAUGCCCACUAAGUAUCAUUCGCCUCUAGCUUCAACAUCAAGAACUCAUUCUGCAAUUGCACUAAAUCAAUAUAGGCCUGCAAAGAAACCGAUAAAUCAAACUAAUAUGAUGGUUAGAUCACCUCCUGAACACACCCCUGCAUCUACUUUUAUAAACACUAUGAAAGUAAAAGAUGUUCUAAGUGAAAAUAAACCAAUGAGGUUUGAUUGUGACGCUGAAGAUGUUCCUGAAUUCAUUGAAAACACGUUUGAACUACCAAAAUAUGAUAGUGCGCCUCUAAUAAAACAAGAAAAUACAGAUAAUGCACGAGCAAUGCUUAAAAGAACAUCAAACGGAGAGUUGGCAAAUACGAGUUAUAAAACACAACAAAGCAUUAUAAAAUGUGAAACUGAAACAUCACCAAUUGGUAAGAAAUUAAAAAUUGUUAGUGAUACAGACCCAGAGAAUUCUAAUAAUAAAGUAGUACAAUCAAUUUUAAAGAAAUUCCCAUAUUUAUUGCAAAGUAAAGGUAACAUUAAAUUGAAAAUUAUGUCACGUCAUAAUCAGAAUCAAUUUGAAAGCAUAAUUAUAAACACUCCUAAUUCAGUUGAGAAAAUUUUACCAGCUGGUAGUGAUGUCGAAACAUUGACUCAUAAAGUUAAACCAGAUAUAACGGACACUAAGGGUCCUUGGAGUUGUAAUCUUUGUGGAACUGAUACUAACCCAUUAAAAUUAGACACCUAUUUUACAUUUAGGAGACAUUUAGUUGAAAAACAUAAUGAAAAGGAAGAUACUAGGGUUUGUGAACAUUGUGGGCACUUUUCUGUACGCAAAAGUCUUCAAGUACAUCAUAUGUACACAAAACAUGGCAUUCAGCCACCUGCUGAUUUUAAGUUUCCAAAAUGUGAAUAUUGUGGAUUUGUUGCCACAACUGAAGUUCAUUUAAAACGACACAAAACUUUGGACAAAUGUGGCUCUAAAUCACAAGUAUCCAAAUCAGGUGCUCAUUACACAUGCAAUAAAUGUUCUCAAGAAUUUCGUUCCAGUUUGAUGCUUAAAGGUCAUUUGAGAAAUUUCCAUAAAGUAGAUGAGAUGACUUCAAGUUCAUCAACUAAAGAACUAUUGAUUUCCGUUAUAGAUAAUAUACCACCUGGCUCUAAAAUAUUAGCUGAAAAUAAAAGCUAUGAUAAAAUUGAAGAAGUUUUAUUAAAUGAUAAUGAUGUUUUAAACCAAGAAAAUAAACAAAUAAAAGGCAGUUUAGUAAAAAAUGAAAUUGUCUACACUGAAGAAGUAACAGAAGUUGAAACGCUAACAUUAGAAGAUGCUGCACAGAUCGAUAAAGAAAAGGAAGUUAGGCCCAAAUUAUCUAUUGACAUUACUGAUGAGUGGGACGAUGUUGAUGAUGGAGAUAUAUUUAAAAAAGAAGAAUCUGAUAACGAAGAUGACGCCAGUAUUGGUAAACCUUGUAGAGUAGAAUUGGAUUAA